AUGUCUGUUAGUAACUUAUCAACAGUGUUAAAAUCAUGUUCAGAAAGUGAAUUGAUAAGUGAAGUCUCCGAAUCCAAUAUGACAUCAAAACAGGUGGAAGGAUCCCGACUUAAACGUACCUUUACCUUGCCUCGCAAUCCAUUUGGUACUACAAAACCGAGCUCUAGUAAAAAUAAAAGCAACGAUACUGACAAUAAGCCCUCCAGUGCAAAUCCUUUGGCCACAACUAAUAAAGAAGAGGGUGGCUUAGAAAGGAAGUUAUUCAGAAGGCCAUCAUGGAAGAUAUUUUUAAACAAAAUAGCUCAGCAUAUGAGUACUGUAAAUACUACUGUUGUAAAAUCUGGUCAAGUGGUUAACAGUGACAGAGUGCCAUGCAGUGGAGAGCCGCCCUGGCCGCCUGGUACUACUCCUGCAGCUACUGGAAUAAAAAACCAUGGCAACACUUGUUACAUGAAUGCAGUUCUUCAGUGUCUCUCGCACACAGAUGUCAUAGCAGAAUAUUUUGUACUUGACUUUUAUAAGGUUGAUUUGCAAAAGAGGAAUAAAAUUAACUCGAAAAAGUAUGGUACUCGUGGAGAGGUGACUGAGCAAUUAGCAGCGUUGCUUAAGGCAUUGUGGUCUUGUCAUUAUAUACCUGACAUGAGUGUAGCAUUUAAGGCUGCUGUUGAAAGACACGGUACUCAAUAUCGAGGAAAUAGUCAACAUGAUGCGCAAGAAUUUCUCUUUUGGCUCCUUGAUAAAGUUCACGAAGACUUGAAUACAGCAACCAAGAAAAAAUAUAAGACUAUCAAAAAUACGGUGGGGAAGUCAGAUGAGGUAGUGGCAGCGGAAACGUUGGCUAAUCACGCACGUCGGAACAGUUCCUUUGUACAAGCAGUUUUCCAAGCCCAGUACAGGUCGGCAUUGACAUGUGCGAAAUGCGAGCGAACUUCAUGCACAUUCGAUCCGUUUCACUGCGUCAGUGUACAACUUCCGACGCGACCCGUCACCGUACAGCCCUCACCUCUGCCUGUUAAUGUUGUUUAUGUGAAUCAACAACCAAGGCAAGUGCGUAUCGGAGUAGAACUUGCGCCCACCGCUACAAUGGACGAGUUAAGAACUUCGUUACACGGGGACACCGGUAUUGACAGAGACCACAUCAUACUGGCUGAGAUUAAUGAGACUGGAUGGUGCAACGCUCGCAGUGGUUGGGAAGUGGCAGGAAUUGACUUCGGAGCCCUGUACUGUAUCGAGGCCCCACCACUCUUGCAAACCCCAACUACUCCAUAUCUUCUUAUACUUUGGGUUAAUUUAUUGGAAGGCGAACGAUUUGGUUCCCCAUACGCAAUGCAAGUUCCUCGCGAAAUUUCAUAUGAAGAUCUUCAAAAGCUGAUGUUGAAGGAGAUGUGCCAAGUGGUAGCUGAACGGGUCCUGGAGACGGCCCAAGGCACUGAUAUCUUCAAGGCCAGAAUUGCCGAAGCCCACCGGCCAAGGGAUCCGGCGUAUUUGUUGCCUGAGUUGCCACACCCACUGUUUGCGCUGGACGUGGAACAGGCACUUUGCGCUCAUGACAAGUACCCGCAUUUGAGGCUGGAACUACUAUGGGAACCCGUACAUAGAGACAGUAUAAUACGCGAGUGGGGCGAAGCGUGUGAGGUGCACGUGUCGGCUGCAGGCGCGGCCGCUCCUUUAACGUUACACGCCUGUCUUGCUCAUUAUACGAGGGCGGAACAUCUCGCCCAGGAGGAUGCUUGGAGGUGUCCUCAAUGCCAAAGAUACAUGCCGGUUGUCAAGACGCUCGGACUUUGGUCUCUUCCUGAUAUACUUGUUAUACAUUUGAAAAGAUUUCGACAACAGGCUAAGGGUAGGACCAGCACGAAAUUAACAACAAUGGUAGAGUUUCCCCUAAACGACUUUGAUAUGACUCCACACUUGGUCCGAAAAAAUACAACAGGUGCCGAAUCACCUGGUAACUCUCGAUCUCCAAGGCGGAGACUCUCCAAGACAAUCCAAAAUCCACAAGACAACAUUUACGAUCUCUAUGCCAUAUGUUACCACCAUGGAGACGACUUAGAAACGGGACAUUACACGGCAGCUUGCAAGAACCCAUACGACAACCACUGGUACAAGUUUGACGACUCCCGAGUGACGGCCGUGGAUGAUGAAAACGCAUACAGCGAACUCGUCAACAACUCCGCUUACAUGCUCUUCUAUAGGCGGAAGAAACAGAACGUCAUGCACUCCUGUUCCACAGAAGAUAAGGAGCAUUGGGCGCUGCGUAUGCCCAGGUACAAACCGAUCGAGACGCUCAACGAAGUGUCCGAAACAGAUAAGAACGAAUCGGACGUAGAAGAGAAAAGCGUAGACACGUCCACGAACAGUUCACCCGCGAAGCAAGUGAUACAGUCGCCGACGCUUCAACGGCCGCUUAUAGUGGAAGCAAACGAUAGCGAUUACGAAAACGAACAAUCGGAGACGUAUAUACACAAGGACGUGCACGUUAAUCCUAAAAUGACGCCCGUGGAUUCGCGAAGACCAAAAUCUGUGGAUAUCCCUUCCAGGCCAAGUGUGUCCCCGUCGAAUAAUAGAAGCUUCGACAAUUCCCCCUUAGUCGCGAGUAUAAAUGAGGUGGAAUAUCCGACAACGGAAGACCUCAUGUUGUCUAUGUUCCAAGAGUCGAAAUAUAUUGUACCGAGGCAUCAUAUCAACGGGGAAUCUCAUAGAACAGCAGAAAAGCCAUCUGUAUGGAAAACCAGAAUAUCGACGUGA
Molecule: messenger RNA, 2748 nt
Organism: Pieris macdunnoughi
Lineage: Eukaryota; Metazoa; Arthropoda; Insecta; Lepidoptera; Pieridae
Source: the annotation of a GenBank genome assembly